AUUCCUUCUGGAACCCCAACGCCUUCGAGACGGAUUCCGAUCUGCCAGCUGGAUGGAUGAGGGUCCAGGACACCUCAGGGACCUACUACUGGCACAUCCCAACAGGGACUACCCAGUGGGAACCCCCCGGCCGGGUCUCUCCCUCACAGGGGAGCAGCCCCCAAGAGGAGUCUCAGCUCACCUGGACCGGCUUUGCCCACAGAGAAGGUUUUGAGGAUGGAGAAUUUUGGAAGGAUGAACCCAGUGAGGAGGCCCCAAUGGAGUUGGGACUAAAGGACCCUGAGGAGGGGACAUUGCCCUUUCCAACUCAGAGCCUCAGCCCAGAGCCAUUGCCUCAAGAAGAGGAGAAGCAGCCCCUACGGAAUGCCAACCCAGGGAUCAAGUGUUUUGCCGUGCGCUCCCUAGGCUGGGUGGAGAUGACUGAGGAGGAGCUGGCACCGGGACGCAGCAGUGUGGCAGUCAACAAUUGCAUCCGUCAGCUUUCCUACCACAAAAAUAACCUGCACGACCCCAUGUCUGGGGGAUGGGGAGAGGGAAAGGAUCUGCUGUUACAGCUGGAGGAUGAGACACUAAAGCUGGUAGAGCCACAGAGCCAGGCACUGCUGCACACCCAGCCCAUUGUCAGCAUUCGUGUGUGGGGCGUCGGGCGGGACAGUGGAAGAGAGAGGGACUUUGCCUACGUAGCUCGAGAUAAGCUGACCCAGAUGCUCAAGUGCCACGUGUUUCGCUGUGAGGCACCUGCCAAGAACAUCGCCACCAGCCUGCAUGAGAUCUGCUCUAAGAUCAUGGCUGAACGGCGCAAUGCUCGCUGCUUGGUAAAUGGACUUUCCCUGGACCACUCUAAACUCGUGGAUAUUCCUUUCCAAGUGGAAUUCCCAGCGCCUAAGAAUGAGUUGGUGCAGAAGUUCCAAGUCUAUUACCUGGGGAACGUGCCCGUUGCUAAACCUGUUGGAGUAGACGUGAUUAAUGGGGCCCUGGAGUCAGUCCUGUCCUCCAGUAGCCGUGAGCAGUGGACCCCCAGUCACGUCAGCGUGGCCCCUGCUACUCUUACCAUCUUGCACCAGCAGACAGAGGCAGUGCUGGGGGAGUGUCGGGUGCGCUUCCUCUCCUUCCUGGCUGUGGGCAGAGAUGUCCAUACGUUUGCAUUCAUCAUGGCUGCCGGCCCAGCCUCCUUCUGCUGCCACAUGUUCUGGUGCGAGCCCAACGCUGCCAGCCUCUCAGAGGCUGUGCAGGCUGCCUGCAUGCUCCGCUACCAGAAGUGUCUGGAUGCCCGCUCCCAGACCUCCACCUCCUGCCUCCCAGCACCCCCUGCAGAAUCUGUUGCCAGGCGUGUAGGGUGGACAGUUCGCAGGGGCGUUCAGUCGCUGUGGGGCUCCCUCAAGCCCAAACGUCUAGGGGCGCAAACCCCAUGAAGAAGCCUCUCUCCUCCCUCCACCUGCCUGGGUUGGGCCCCAGGGACCUUAAGGGUUUGGGACAUGAAGGGGUCCUUGAUGCCAUUCCUAGGCCUCAAGUCCCCCAUUGCUGCCCUUCUUCAGUAGCUAGGGUUCCCGGCUAGGGGCUGGGGAGGGAGAGAUCUAAUCCCUUCAAGGAAGUGAUAAAACUACAUUGAUGACAAAAGGAGCUGGAAGCAAGGGCCAGCUCAGGCUCUCCAUCCCCAGUGUUUGAGGUGGAGCAGGAGGAACUGGUCCAGACCAGGCCCCAUCCUCAUAAAGCCCAGUAGGGGCAGAAGAGGGAGGAGACUGGUCUAGGCAUGGGUCCCCUCUCCCUUGCUCUGUGGGCACCUUCGCUGUAACUGAUAUCACUAAUAAAGUCUGUCUGCGCU
Castor canadensis (American beaver) is the source of this 1822-nucleotide messenger RNA. NCBI's taxonomy places the organism in Eukaryota, Metazoa, Chordata, Mammalia, Rodentia, Castoridae. The record is from RefSeq and is a predicted model, not a curated record.